AUGACUUGCUCCAAACGCCACCAUACACAACAUGUAGCAGCUAUGUGUGAAGAGCAACAUUGCACUGAAAUGUUUCAAAGUACCACAGAUUUUUAUACCAAGAAAAAGAUUCUGAACAAAUCAUAUCCUGUAGAAAAGUUUACAGAAAAUAGAGCAAAUAACGACACAUCCAACACCCACCAGUCGGUUCUCGCGACAGCCUGUACAGGUUAUAUUCCUGUCUGCGUCCCGUACGGAACGACCGAAUCUCUCCUUCACCCCGUCUCUCUCGCGCACCAGAGAGCCAGUAGUUCAGUCCACUCUCAGCUCCUGUGUUAUCUUCUCCGUGAACUGAUUAUCGGGACGUGGAACUUGAAAAUUAUGGCAUCUAGCGGGAAGCAGUGGCAGUGCCAGCUGUUCUCCCCAUCUGAGCGCCUGGCCUACCUGCGAAAUUCGGGCCACCUGUCGGAUCUCAUUAUCACCUUCCCUGGCCAUUCUACCGUCUUACAGGCCCACCGCUUGCUACUCGCCAUGAGCUCGCCAGUGUUUGAGGCCAUGCUGUACGGGCCGCUCGCCGGGGAUGACACGCUGGCGCUUCCCCAGGACCCACCUGAGGCCUUCGAGUGGCUCCUUAACCAUCUGUACAUGAACGAAACCCAGCUGCCGGACGUCACACUCGCCGCCAAGGUUUACCUGUUGGCUUCGAAGUACCAGCUGGAUAACGUCUGCAAGAUCUGCUCUGAGGUCAUGGUAAAGUAUACCACUGCGGAGAAUUUCCCGGAUAUGUUUGAGUUCGCCACACUAAUGGAAGAUCAGCCACUCAUCAACAAGUGUGAAGCGGUGCUGGCAAAUGAGACUGACGAAGUGCUGAAGUCCCCGCGAGUGGGAGCGCUCGGACGGCGCGCCCUCGCCCUGAUGCUGACCCACGAAAAGCUCUUUGCCUCGACAGAAGUCCUGGUGUUCGACGCCCUUAUUAGAUGGGGAAGAGCCCAGUUGGCCAAAACACGGAAGGAAGCCGCUGAAGCAGACGGAGCCUCCAGCAAGGAAGAGGACGCCCAAGAAAAGAGAUCUCGGUCAAAGAACAAGGAAUCUAAUACACUGAGGAAUGUAGUGAAGGAAUUUCUCCUUCACAUCAGGUUCCUCACCUUGUCGACGGAUGACUUCGUGAAGCACGUUAUUCCCUCACACGUCUUUACGAGCGAUGAGGCAAUUUAUGUGCUCAUGAACAUCAAGUCCUUGCAAAAUGUGCACCUUCCUCCCAUUGCCUCGUGCACAUCCCGGGAGCAACGAAUCAAGGCAAUCAAGGCAAAACCAUACAAUAGGGCUUACCAUUAUAAAUACAGGUAGAAG
Penaeus vannamei (Pacific white shrimp) is the source of this 1329-nucleotide messenger RNA. The record is from RefSeq and is a predicted model, not a curated record. Lineage: Eukaryota; Metazoa; Arthropoda; Malacostraca; Decapoda; Penaeidae.